CCAGAGGGUGAGGACAGUCAUUACCAUCUUUAAAAGUCCUUCAGGUCCUAAUCCCAUGGCUGCCCCUGAGCCGCGCCCCCCCGCGACGCCCCGGCCGCGGCGCUGGAGACUGGUGGGCAUCUCGGGCGUGUCGGGCGGCGGCAAGACCACGCUGGCGCGGCGGCUGCUGUCCGCGCUGCCGACGACGGCGGCCUACCUGAGCCAGGACCAGUACAUCCUGCCCGACGCCCACCCCGCCCACCCGCCGGCGCCGCCCCCGCUGCCGGGCCUCAACAAGGACACCCUCCGCAGCGUGGACGCCGCCAGGAUGGAGGCGGACGUGCGGCGGUUCCUGGCGGCGGAGGCGCCGGCGCUCGAGCCCGAGGACGCGCCCUUCCUGGCCGAGCGGAGGGCCUUCGUCGGGUCGGCGCUCACGGCCCCGAACCCCUUCGUCGGGCGGCGGCGCGAGGCGGAGGCUCUGCCGCCGGUGCUGCUCCUCGAGGGCUUCCUGCUCUUCGGCCACGGCUUCCUCGCGACGGCGUGCGACCUGCGCUUCUUCCUCACGCUGACGAAGGAGCAGUGCCGGGCGCGGCGCGGUCGGAGGGCCUUCUCGACGUCGGGCAUGGGCAGCGGCGAGUACUUCGAGGCGUGCGUGUGGCCCGCCUACGAGAGCUACCUGAAGGAGGUCGCGGCGGACGUCGAGGGCGUGCAGUUCCUUGACGGCGCCGCCCCGCCCGACGCCCUCUUCCAGAAGGUCUUCGAGAGCGUCAUGGAGCUCCUUCAGUCGCCGGAGGAGGCGGAG
Molecule: messenger RNA, 781 nt
Organism: Penaeus indicus
Lineage: Eukaryota; Metazoa; Arthropoda; Malacostraca; Decapoda; Penaeidae
Product: nicotinamide riboside kinase 1-like
Exons: 2
Cellular component (GO): cytoplasm
Molecular function (GO): ribosylnicotinamide kinase activity
Source: RefSeq, a predicted model, not a curated record